CCGUCGGUCUGUCUGUGCAGAAUCGUGUCCGGGCCAUAACUUCUUUGCUCUUUGACAUAGGCAUACCAUAUUUGGCACACAGGUGGAUCACCAUGAGAUGAUGUGUCGAGUACCUUCAUGACCUUGACCUCAAGGUCAAAAUUAAAGGUUUUUUUUUUUUCAAAUGGAUUCAUGUCCGGGCCAUAGCUUCUUUGUUCUUUGACAUAGGCAUACCAUAUUUGACACAUGAGUGUAUCAUCAUGAGACGAUGUGCCAUGACCUCUAUAUGACCUUGACCUCAAGGUCAAAAUUAAAGGUUUUGUACAAUGGAUUCGUGGUCGGGCCAUAACUUCUUUGUUCUUUGACAUAGGCAUACCAUAUUUGACACGUGAGUGUAUCACCAUGAGACGAUGUGUCAGAUACCUUCAUUACCUCUAUAUGACCUUGAACUUUGACCUCAAGGUCAAAAUUGAUUGUAGGGUUUUUACAUAGUCAUACCAUAAGACAUGGGUGUAUCACCAUGAGACCAUGUGUCAUGUACAUUCAUGACCUCUUAAUGACAUUGACCUUUGAUCUCAAGGUCAAAAUUAUAGGUCUAUACCAUGGAUUUGUGUUCGGACUAUGUCUUCCAUUUCCUUCUACAAAGGCAUACCAUAUUUUUACACUCAGGAAAGAGGUAAUUUAUACCUAUUAACAACACCCUUUGGGAGAUUGGGGUAAGUGGGGGGUAUUCUUAGUGAGCAUUGCUCACAGUACUUCUUGUUGCAUUUGAUCACCAUGAUAAGAGGAAGAUGCCUAAUGUUUUUCAAGGUUGGAGGUCAAAGAUCAAGGUCACAGUAUCAUUUAGUAGGAAACCUUGUAGGUAGGAUAUAAACCAAGCUGUAAGCUCCAGUAUAUUGCAACUUGGUACAUUUGAACACCAUAAUGAGAGGAAGCUGCUUAAUGUUUUUCAAGGUUAGGGGUCAAAGGUCAAGGUUGCAGUAUCACAGUAGGAAGAUCUUGUAGGCAGGAUACAAACUGAACCAUAAGCUCCAAAAUAUUGCAAGUUGUACAUUUGAUCACCAUAAUGAGAGGAAGAUGUCUAUUAUUUUUCAAGGUCAAAGGUCAAUGUCACAGUAUCUCUUAGUAGGAAAACCUUGUAGGCAGUAUACUAACUGAACUGUUGGGGCUAGUACUGUCAAAUAUUGUACACAUAUUUAAGGUCAAUGGUCAUAAGGUUGUAGUAGCAGGAUGCAGACUGGUUCUUUGGGGCAAACACCAUCAAACUUGAUACACGUACAUCUUAUGCCAAGUGAAAAUAUUACAUAGAGAGUACAUGAUUUGUCUGUUUUUACAAUGCAAAGAAAGUAUGUCACACCCUGAUGAUUGCUAGCUGACACUACUUGAAGCCAAAUUCUACAAAUCAUGGUGUAAGAAAAACACCCUAAUAUUAGCUUUUCACGGAUGUAUUAUGCACCAUUGGCAGUACUCUUGUUCUUCAUCGUAUUGUUUUCUAUGAAUAUGUGCAACAUUUAUAUGUUGUAAUUUAAAAAAAAUCAAUUUAACAGCCAUAUUGUUUCAAUUGGCAAUCCUCAGAUAUAUCCACAUGCUCAGUUGUGCGAGUUAUAUGAGCUAUGCAAGAAGCUGAUGUUUAAAUGUUAGGACAGAGAUAUGAUGCUGACUAGAGAUCACCUUAGAUGGCCUGUUAUUUAUAAUAUUUCUGCAUAUUGAAAAUAAAUCUUGAUACUGAGCCAUUUCUCCAAUUUUAACUGCAAUUUCAAUAUAUUUGCAUGUUAGUAUAUUUUGAUGUUGCCUAUUAUCCAAAAUAAAUUGUUCCUUACCAGAAUUGGAUAUUCAAAAGGUAUAGUUGUGUCUUUAGAGGACUUAAAUGAAAAAUCGUCUAAGUACAUGUAUCUUGAAUCCCACUUUUUUGUCUAAUUACAAACAUGAAUACUGCUGAAUUGAAGUGGACCACAAAUGGAGAGUAGGGGGUUUCAAGGAGAGCAUUCUGGCUCAGUAUUAUGUGUGGAUGUCUUGGAAGAUGUAGUUGUCUCGGGUGGAGAAAAUGGAGAAUUGUGCCAGUGGAACAUAGAGGGAAAAUUAAUUAGCAAGUACACAGAGAGUGAAUCCGCCUGCACCUCAGUGCUUAUCUCAAAGGUGAAGAAAGAUGUCAUUUACACCUCGUUCGAUGAUAAAGUGAAGGUAUUCAUCAGAGUAGAUUUUACAGCUCCACUGGAUACUUUCUCCUACAAUUCGGAUGAAAUCAAUCAAAUUGCGGUGGAUGAAAAAGAGAAAUAUUUGGCUGCCAGUGAUGACAUGGGAGAAAUUAAAGUUAUUGAUUUGAGCGAGAAGAAACUAUACAAAACACUCAAAAACAAGCACACAAAUAUCUGUGCAUCUGUUUGUUUUAGACCUCAGAAACCAUGGGAACUCUUUACAGGUGGUUUAGAUUCCAAGUUGAUUCACUGGGACUUUUCUCGCCACAAGUGCCUAAAUAUGUUCGACAUGGAUGAAAUGAAUAAUCCAUUCGAAACAGCAGAUUCAUACAUGGUCAGUCCCCCCUUUGUCCACCACGUGGCUUCCAGUCCCGAUGGGAAGUAUUUGGUGGCAGCACUUGAGAAUGGGCUGAUAGCAGUGUUUGACAGUGCUAGGAAACACCUUAGAGAGCUCUUCAAUCUUCACACUCAUACACAGGGUGUUUCCCAAGUUUAUUUUUUGACAGAAGAUAAGUUUGUUUCAGGAGGAAAUGACUGUUGCAUUGCAUUAUGGGACUUAUCCAAAUCACAUGAUCACCCAGAACUGGCUUUACCCACAAAUUCUCAUGUUACCAAUGGAACUUCCAAUGAUGACGAUAGCAUGCCAGAUCCACUGGAAACAAAAACCCAAACAAUGACUGACACAUGUCUUACUAAUAAGAUUCAGCACACUGGAAAAAUCAACUGGAUGAAACCUUUUUAUAGAGAACAAUGGAAGAUAAUUGUUGCCGAUGAAUCUAACCAAUUAACAUUGAAGGUUUUAGAUAUGAAUUAAUUUAUCUAUAGAUAUACUGGGGAACUUUUGUGUUGUAGUUUGGAAAAUGCAUGUAUGUCCUGGUUUGAAACCUGUAGAUCUAUGGAUUUGCAGAUGCCUUUCUAAUUGUGGUAAGAAUAAUAAAUGAUGUGUCACAUUUUUCACCGACA
Messenger RNA from Ostrea edulis (European flat oyster), 3137 nucleotides. Its product is annotated as WD repeat-containing protein 53-like. The transcript is spliced from 2 exons. NCBI's taxonomy places the organism in Eukaryota, Metazoa, Mollusca, Bivalvia, Ostreida, Ostreidae. The record is from RefSeq and is a predicted model, not a curated record. Bases 1936 to 2988 code for a protein of 350 amino acids. Gene Ontology annotation, molecular function: protein binding.